AAACGAUUCAGUCACAAAACGCGCAUCGUAUCGCAUCGCAGCGCCACCGCUUGGCCCUCGCAUUUGUCUCCGCCUGUCUUGACUCCUCCGUGCGUGCGAUCCAUGUGAAAAACGACAUUAAUCAGCAGCUUAAACGCUUUGGAUUAACCAUUUUGGAUAUCAUUUAUCAUACGGAUUUGGGAACAGAAACACUCGAAUUGGAUUACUCCCUAAACCAACAUGUUGCGUGUUGAUUAUAAAAUGUUUGCCAUCAUUUUGGCUACAACAGCGGCGACACUUUGGAGCAGCUUCGGCCAGGCUCAGCUGCUGGACGAGGACGAUGACUUGGCUUUCGGCAGACCCUGGCCCACGUACAGUCUGCAGAAUAUGCCCAAGACGCAGUUCACCUGCCACGACAAGAUACUUGGCGGCUACUAUGCGGAUCCCGAGACGCAGUGCCAGAUGUUUCAUGUGUGCGUGAAGCUGCCGGGAAUUGGGCUCGUACAUCGAAGAGUUAAUCCGUUUGUCCAACAGGUGCAAGAUUAUCGUUUCCUUUGCCCCAACACAACGGCCUUUGACCAGGAGCUGCAGAUCUGCGCCAAUUGGGCGGACGUGGACUGUGACAAGGCCACCUCCUACUAUGACAACAACAAUCUGAACGAUUUGUAUCGCGACGGCGACAGCAAGAGCGCCAACGAGGAGGAGGCCACCUUCCACCUGCAGCGUGCAGAAACAGGUGAUGUACGAAGAUCUAAGGAGCAGAGCCGCGGUGACCAAAAGUCACGCCAGCGACACAAUUACGGCAGCAAUUCCGGUACCGGUUCCAGCUCUAGUUCCAGCUCCAGUUCCAGUCCCAAUUUGGAGAUCACGCAAUCCACAAAGCGACCCAUUUCCAGCUAUUACACUCCAACAACAUCGAGCACCACCACAUCCACGACAUCCACAACAGAGCGCAACUAUUACAGCAACAACAACAACAAUUAUGGUGGCAGCAGCAACAACAACGAUGACUCGAAGCAAGACUUUGAUGAUAUCUUCAAGGGUUCCCAUAGCUCGCACUUCUUCUCGAACCGCCAGGGCGGACGUGAGUACGAUGAGGAAUCAUCAUCAUCGGCGGGAGGAGCACGACCCAAGCCCAACGAUUUCAGCGAUUACAAUCGCAAGACCACGGAGGCGUCCAGCAAGUCGCGAGUCACGCCCACCCGGGGACAGCGCCUCACAAGCAGCACCGCAGCAGCGGCUCCGAGCACCAGCAGCAGCAGCACCAGCAAGUCCCCGCUGAAGAAGAUCACGUUGCAUGCCUCUUUCAACACGGACUUUCUAGACUACACGCCACAGAGCAGAACAACGACGACGCCCCGACCCAGCAGCAGCAUCACCAGUCGCUUCAGCUUUGGCUCGAGUGACUAUCAGACACAGGAGCGCAUCCAGCCCACCACCUACAACCCGAACAGUGGCGCUUAUCGCUACAAGAGCACGCCGCCGCCCAAGUACACGGAGCAGCCGUCGAGCUCCACCAAGUUGACGGGCAAGAAUGUGCAGGACUACGACAAGGAGACCACCAAGCGGCACAAACCCACUGUGGCAGCUCGCAAACAGAAGCUCGGGCCCCAGGAAUCCAACUACAUCAAUCACAAUGAGUUUGUGGAUGUGCCCAAGAGCAGGGUGCAGCAGCCGCAGCCCUUCCAGGCCACGCAGAACAAGCUGGAGCCGCACUAUCAGCGACCCAAGCAGCAGCAGACACUGUCGCGAGUGGGCAGCCAGGAGCCGGCGCCGUUCAAGGCCUCCUCCAGCUCCGGACCGAGUGCCAAGCCACGUUCGUUCACCAGCCGCGGCAGCAUCACCUACAAGGCAACCACCGAACGUUAUGUGGAGGAUGAGCUGCGCUAUCCCACCACACCAGCCAGUGCACCAUCGCCAGCUGCCGUGAAGAAGGUCACGCUUGCGGCCAGGGACUCUUACACGCCGACCACGUUCAAGCCCACAACUUACAAGAAGUCCUACGAGCAGAACUUCCACCAAGCACAGCAGACACCGCGGCCCAGUCAAGGUGCCACGAAGAAGGUAUCGACAGUGGCUGGAGGGCUACCCACCACAGCCAAUCCGUACUACAAUGUGGAUGAGGAUGAUGGCCAGUAUCAUCCAGAGCUGUAUGAGAACGAUUUCCCGCGCAAUCGCUUCAAGUUUUUGCGCACUCGAGCCUCCAGUUCGACGAGCACAACGACGCCGAGUGCGCCGCCAGCUAGCAGCAGGCAGCCGCACGGUUUUCAGCAAGCGCACAGCCAUCUGAAGAGCCAGCAGCAGUCCGCCUACCAGAAGGAGCGUGACUCGGAUCUCAGCGAUGAGGAUGAGUUGUUCAAGACGGCUCAGUCGCUGAACUUUGGCGCUGCGAGCAUCAACAAGCUGCGGGCGGACAUCUACAAGGCGGAGAAGACGUCGCAGCAGUACAACUCUCAGUACAGUCCGCAGUUAACGCCAUCUAGUCCGAAGACAACCGCCCAGACAACCAGCAGGCCAACGACUUAUAGCACCACUCAACUGACUAGCACCACCACAACGACAACUAGCACCACGACCAGGCGACCAAGCACAACAAAGACAACGACCACAACCAGCACAACGAGUGCUGCACCACACGUGGAGGCCAAGAAGUCGGCCAGAAGCAAAAAGGAGAAGCAGCUGGACAAGAAGGAGAGGACUGCAGGCAAACGGCAACGGCCACCGUAUGCGGAUGAGGACACCAGCUAUGACUAUGCCUACUACGACACGGACUGAGCUACGCUCCCCAGUCCUGGCCCCAGCACACGAUCUAACUAACUACUCACACAACUGUACCUUUAAUAACUCCAUUUUUCACUGCCUUUGACCAUUAACUAAUUAUACUAUUCAUAGCGUAAACGAUCAAGCAACCAUAUACAUCCAUUUCUCAAAGGUAAAGCUCCUGUUCCGCCUUGCAUUAUCUUUCACCUGCAUAUCGAUCGUAUAAUGAUGAACCCGCUUAGCCACGCCCCCGUUAACACUCGCGUACAUUCAUUUAAUCAGAUUUCAGAUUACAUAUUCCGAAUCAAGAUGCGUUCUAAUGCAUUUCCAUGCGUGUAUCUAGUUAUUUAAAUAAACGAAAAGAAAGUAUAUGUUUAGUCGUUAGACAAUUGUUAAAAUGAAAGCAAAUAACGAAAGGAAGCCCAAAAUUGUAUCGAAGAGCGGCUGAUUUUGUACUUGUUGUGUAAUAUUCAAUGAAUUCACUACAAAAUUGUAUUAACUUUAAGGUUUCUUGUAAAUAAAAUGAUAUGUAAUUCAUAAAAAAA
Molecule: messenger RNA, 3284 nt
Organism: Drosophila subobscura
Lineage: Eukaryota; Metazoa; Arthropoda; Insecta; Diptera; Drosophilidae
Product: mucin-5AC
Exons: 6
Coding region: 220-2754 (844 amino acids)
Cellular component (GO): extracellular region
Molecular function (GO): chitin binding
Source: RefSeq, a predicted model, not a curated record